Molecule: messenger RNA, 1519 nt
Organism: Glycine soja
Lineage: Eukaryota; Viridiplantae; Streptophyta; Magnoliopsida; Fabales; Fabaceae
Product: ethylene-responsive transcription factor ERF073-like
Exons: 2
Coding region: 302-1216 (304 amino acids)
Biological process (GO): ethylene-activated signaling pathway; regulation of DNA-templated transcription
Molecular function (GO): DNA binding; DNA-binding transcription factor activity
Source: RefSeq, a predicted model, not a curated record
AGCCAGAGUUAAAGUAAAAACAAAAGCGAAUUGUGGCUCGCGCAGCGUAGGAGGGUAGGAAGGAAGGAAGGUUCCCCAUGUAUCUGUCACGCACUCUUUCCUCAAUUUUUCCAACUACAUAAGCCACUCCACCUGUUCUUUUUUCUCACGUCCUAUCACUCUCACACUUGUGUUACAAACAAAAACCCUUCUUCAAAACCUUUUCUCUAAAAUUUCUCACAACCCAUUUCUACUCUCUACUCAUUCCACACCCAACUCACAAAAAACCCAUUCUUUCUUUUGCUCACUCAUUUUCUUAAUCAUGUGUGGCGGUGCCAUCAUAGCCGACUUCAUUCCCCGCCGUGGAGGCCGCCGCCUCACGGCCUCCGAGCUCUGGCCUAACUCCUUCGGCAAAGACGGUGACUUUGACUUCGAUUACUCCCACAUCGCCGAUCAACAACGUUCCACUCUCAAAAUGUCCCCACCUCCCAAAGCUAGCGAGCAAGUGGAGAAUAAGCCGGUGAAGAGGCAGAGGAAGAAUCUCUACAGAGGGAUUCGGCAACGUCCGUGGGGAAAAUGGGCCGCGGAGAUUCGCGAUCCAAGAAAAGGGGUUCGUGUCUGGUUGGGCACCUUCAACACUGCAGAAGAAGCCGCAAGAGCCUAUGAUCGUGAAGCUCGAAAAAUCCGCGGCAAAAAGGCCAAGGUGAAUUUCCCCAACGAGGACGACGAAUAUUCCAUUCAAGCACGUCAUCCGAUUCCACCCCUUCCUUUCACACCACAAACACAAAACCCUCCCCUGUACCAGCAACAGUACCGUUGCGAUCUCAACAUUGCCCCUAAAAAUCUCAACUUUGAGUUCGGGUACGACCUGAACCACGCGGGGGCAUUUCCGUCCCACGUGGACGCCGUCAACGCUGACUCGGUGGUUGUCUCCGGCGAUGAAAAUUCAGGGUUAGCGUCGGGUUCAGAGGGUGCUUAUUCGACAACGGAGUUUAUGGGAUCCAGUCAAAACGGGAACGGGUAUCUGGGUGUUACCGCAAUGGAGAAGAAUGAGAAAGAGACAGAGGUUAUUGAAGCUCAAGAAGAAAAGAACAAAGUGCAGGAGCUUUCUGAGGAGCUGAUGGCGUACGAGAAUUACAUGAAGUUUUAUCAGAUUCCGUACUAUGAUGGACAAUCCACGGCUCCACCGAAUAAUGUUCAGGAAAGCUUGGUCGGGGAUCUCUGGAGUUUUGAUUAACGAGGAAUAUAUCAAAGGAUGUUCUUUUCAUGCAUGUGUUUGUUUCUUCGUCAAUGCUGUGAAAGCUUCUGCUGACUAACAUCUUUGCGUUUUAGCAGGGAUGGACAAAAAUGUAAAUUGGGUGCUUCGGUAGAAAUGGUCUCAUGAUUUUCCGACUUUUUUUUUUACCAAUUUAUUUAAUAUUAAUUUAUUUGUUUCUAGAACUUAGGGCUAUCAUCUGGUUUUGUUGAAUUGUAAUUUUUCUUUUGGUGGUAUGUCGAACUGUAAUUUUACUAGAUAUAUUCAACCGUGUUUGAAUUCCAA